Cuscuta epithymum is the source of this 681-nucleotide messenger RNA. NCBI's taxonomy places the organism in Eukaryota, Viridiplantae, Streptophyta, Magnoliopsida, Solanales, Convolvulaceae. The record is from the annotation of a GenBank genome assembly.
CGCGAAUUCAGGUAUUUCAAACACAUGUCUUGUUUCGUCAUCCUCGAAAUGAGUCAUUGACUCAGGUGCCACAGAUCAUAUGACCGGUAAUCCUAGUCUAUUCUCGUCAUUCCAUUCAUAUUUACCUACUUCUAGUGUCACUUUAGCUGAUGGAUCUACCUCACCCGUUCUUGGAUCUGGUACUGUUGUUCCAACUUCUACAUUACCAUUGUCGCCUGUUUUGAGUCUUCCUAAUUUUGCAUUUAAUCUGCUUUCCAUCAGUAAAAUCACGCGUACUCUUAAAUGUUCUGUAACAUUUUUUCCUGGAUAUUGUGUGUUUCAGGAUCUGUUAACGAAGCAGACUAUUGGUAAAAGACAUGAGUCAGUUGGUCUUUAUAUUUUGGAUACAUCAAUCACAAAAGGGCUUUGCAUGGGUAAAAUGAAAGGUAAGUUGAUGACUGAGAUGGCUUGUUAGUCUAACAUAUGGUGGUCUCAAAAUGGGGGAGAGCCUCGAGUCUUCAUGAAUGAACAUCCUACACUCACCAAUAUAGGAGUCUCCUUCACUGUUAAACCUGCUCUGAGUUCCCUCAUUCCAGAUGACUUUCUUUCUUCAUAUAUUUGGAUAUAUCAUGAUAUAAAACAAAUCAUGGCAACAUUAAGGAAUUUGGAAGUGAAGAAUUGAAUGAGAGCUUCAAACAAAAG